Molecule: messenger RNA, 935 nt
Organism: Neurospora tetrasperma FGSC 2508
Lineage: Eukaryota; Fungi; Ascomycota; Sordariomycetes; Sordariales; Sordariaceae
Exons: 3
Coding region: 241-585 (114 amino acids)
Source: RefSeq, a predicted model, not a curated record
UCACCUUGGAAGUCACCACCAACUCCCAACAUCACAUCUUGGAACUUUUCUCUCCCCACUUGACUUCACCUCUCAAGCGAAAGGAACGCUCUCUUGACAAACCCAACUUUUGGUCGCGUUCAGCCUCAUUAACAAGAACUAAUAACCAUUUUUGGAAUCUGUUGAUCGGAUCCAUCUGCCAUCGCCAACGCGCAAAUAAAGACAAUAAUCACCACUUUUGCUACUUAAUCCAUCUCGAAAAUGUCCACCGAGAACGGUACCACCGACACCACCCUCGCGGGCACCGCCGAGGCCAACACCACCUUUGAAAGCAAGGGCAAGGGCAAGGCUCCCGCUGAGUCCGAGGACCACCCCAUGGGUGAUGCAGAGGACGACGAGGAUGAUGAAGAUGAGGAUGAGACUGAGGAGCCCGAAGCUGAGGAAGACAACCUCGAGGAGAUCGACCCCAGCAAUGUGAUCAGUGGUCCCCGCACUCGCCAGAAGGAGAUCGACUAUGCCAAGGCCGCUCAGGACCUGCCUGCCGAGGAGGACGAUGAGGAGGACGAUGAGGAGUUUGUGCCCGAGGAUGAGGAGAUGGAGGAGUAGUCCGAGGCUAUCUUCUGAUUUCCUUUGAUGGUUCACAACAACAACAAAUUCUUGUUUUCUUUGUUCCUGGGUUUCCCCGUUGGCUCUGCGCUUUGCACGCUGCCAGUGGUUGAGUUUAUGAUGAUCACGAGCUUGGAGAUGUAAGCGGUCCUUUGGCUGAUUGCUAAGCCUGAUUGGCUGGACCUAUUUAUGUACGCGAAUGUCAGCUUUGGGGCUCGGGGUUGUUUGGUUCAAUGCUUUGGGAGUUCCCACAAUCAGAAUUUGGCAAUACAUGAUAAGGGUGUAAGUGAUCAUUUGUUUAUCAGUUCAGGUAGACCGAUCUCUUCUGUCAGCCAAUCUGAAAGUAUCAA